UUUAGCAGUCUCUGCUGUUCCGGCAAAGUAAGCGUAGCUAACUGCGGAGGAGUGGACGAGGGCUCCCCGCUGACUCUCGUCCUCACAUUUUCCCGACUUUUUCCAUUUUGAAGACUUUCUAUUCUCUCGGAUCCGAGUGGACGGAUUUGCCGUGACAAGGAUCAGGAAGCUGUGUUGGCUGUAGUCUGAGAAAGGAACAUGGCUUCCCAGGCUGAUCUGAUGGAGCUGGACAUGGCCAUGGAGCCAGACCGUAAGGCAGCAGUCAGUCAUUGGCAGCAGCAGUCCUAUCUGGAUUCAGGCAUCCAUUCAGGGGCCACCACAACCGCUCCCUCCCUCAGUGGGAAAGGCAACCCAGAGGAAGAUGAUGUUGACAACCAAGUCAUGUAUGAAUGGGAACAGGGCUUUAACCAGAACUUCUCCCAGGAACAAGUGCAAGACAUCGAUGGUCAGUAUGCCAUGACACGUGCCCAGCGUGUGCGGGCAGCAAUGUUCCCAGAGACUCUUGAGGAUGGUAUGCAGAUCCCCUCUACACAGUAUGAUGCCGCUAACCCCACAAAUGUCCAGAGGUUGGCGGAGCCUUCUCAAAUGCUUAAACACGCCGUGGUCAACCUGAUCAAUUAUCAAGAUGAUGCUGAGCUGGCGACCAGAGCCAUUCCAGAACUCACCAAACUACUCAAUGAUGAGGACCAGGUUGUGGUAAACAAAGCAGCGGUGAUGGUCCACCAGCUUUCAAAGAAAGAAGCUUCCCGCCACGCCAUCAUGCGCUCCCCUCAAAUGGUGUCCGCCAUCGUCAGGACCAUGCAGAACACAAAUGAUGUAGAGACGGCUCGCUGCACUGCUGGAACCCUGCAUAACUUGUCCCAUCACAGAGAGGGUCUGCUGGCCAUCUUCAAGUCUGGAGGAAUACCAGCUCUUGUUAAAAUGCUUGGAUCACCAGUGGACUCUGUUCUGUUUUAUGCUAUCACCACCCUACACAACCUCCUCCUGCACCAAGAAGGUGCCAAGAUGGCUGUUCGCUUAGCUGGUGGCCUACAGAAGAUGGUGGCUCUGCUCAACAAGACCAAUGUCAAAUUUCUGGCCAUCACCACAGACUGUCUGCAGAUAUUGGCCUAUGGAAACCAGGAGAGCAAGUUGAUAAUCCUGGCAAGUGGUGGCCCCCAGGCGCUGGUCAACAUUAUGAGAACUUACACCUAUGAGAAGCUGCUGUGGACAACAAGCAGAGUUCUCAAAGUACUAUCCGUGUGCUCCAGUAACAAGCCUGCUAUUGUAGAAGCUGGAGGCAUGCAGGCUCUUGGACUCCACCUGACAGACCCCAGCCAGAGACUGGUUCAGAACUGUCUCUGGACUCUCAGGAACUUAUCGGAUGCUGCCACCAAACAGGAGGGAAUGGAAGGUCUUCUGGGAACUCUGGUCCAGCUACUUGGCAGUGAUGACAUUAAUGUGGUGACCUGUGCUGCUGGCAUUCUUUCUAACCUGACCUGUAACAACUACAAGAACAAAAUGAUGGUCUGCCAAGUUGGAGGUAUUGAGGCACUGGUUCGCACAGUUCUUCGGGCUGGUGACAGAGAGGACAUCACAGAGCCAGCCAUUUGUGCCCUACGUCACCUCACAUCUCGACACCAGGACGCUGAGAUGGCACAGAAUGCUGUCAGGUUGCACUACGGUCUCCCUGUGGUUGUCAAAUUACUGCAUCCACCAUCACACUGGCCUCUUAUUAAGGCUACAGUUGGGCUGAUCCGUAAUCUGGCUUUGUGCCCUGCAAACCAUGCUCCACUAAGAGAGCAGGGAGCCAUCCCCCGGUUGGUCCAGCUGCUGGUCAGAGCACAUCAAGACACACAAAGGCGUACCAGCAUGGGAGGCACACAACAGCAGUUUGUGGAGGGAGUUCGUAUGGAGGAGAUUGUGGAGGGAUGCACAGGAGCGCUUCACAUUCUGGCCAGAGAUGUUCACAACAGAAUAGUCAUCAGAGGACUGAACACAAUUCCACUGUUUGUACAGCUGUUGUAUUCGCCCAUUGAGAACAUCCAGCGUGUAGCAGCAGGUGUGCUGUGUGAACUGGCCCAGGACAAGGAGGCUGCUGAGGCCAUAGAGGCUGAGGGAGCCACUGCCCCUCUCACAGAGCUUCUGCACAGCCGCAAUGAAGGAGUUGCAACAUAUGCUGCAGCAGUUUUGUUCCGUAUGUCAGAGGAUAAACCCCAAGACUACAAGAAACGCCUCUCUGUAGAGCUCACAAGCUCACUGUUCAGGACAGAACCAAUGACCUGGAAUGAGACUGGAGAUCUAGGUCUGGACAUCGGCGCUCAGGGAGAGCCUCUGGGCUACAGACAGGAUGACCCAAGCUACCGUUCGUUCCACUCAGGGGGUUAUGGAGGGGACACAAUGGGCAUGGAGCCCAUGAUGGACCAUGAUCUGGGUGGAGGCCACCACCCUGGCCAGGACUACCCCCCAGUAGAGGGGCUGCCUGACCUGGCACAUGCCCAGGAACUGAUAGAGGGUCUGCCACCAGGUGAUUCAAACCAACUGGCCUGGUUCGAUACUGACCUGUAAAUACCAAGACCAACAAUACACUACACUUUCUACUAGCUGUAUCAUGUGAUCUGGAUGAACCUGCAUCGUGAUUCGCCCAUAUGGAGGAGGCGGGGUUUCAGAAAGUGCCUGAAGAUGACUCAACAGCAAGCAGUUUCCUGUCUAUGGAAAUUCCAUUGGGACAAAUAGAUAAUAAGUGCGGUUCUGGUCUUUAAGCCCAACAAGGGGCUGACUUCAAAUCCUGACGUGACACAGAUUUGGUCUCAGUUGAGUUUUAUUUUUUUUCCCAAAAACCUUAUGUAUUUUUAAUUUUGAUUGUUUUACUUUUUAAAUUCUGUUUUCCUCAAGUCUGUAAUGGUACAAACUAGCUUGCCUUUUUUUUCACUCUGAAUUAUUAUACCCUUUAUUUUGCAGUCCCUUGUAUUUUAAGUCUUGUAGCAUAGAUUUUUUUCUUUUAAAUUUUUUUUAUUUUGAUUUUUUUGUGGUAAUGCUCCAUCAAAGUAAAAUCUGAUACAUUUUAAAUGGUGUCCAAACACUAAAGUUAAACGGUUGAAUUGUAUUCUGAUCAAGUGUAACAUUGUGUAGCUUUUGUAUAAAAAGACAUUAAUUGGAAAUCAUGGUCCAAAUAUCAAGUUAUUUUCUUGCUUUAAAGAUGGACACUAAUGUGUCUCUGCUGUUCCAAAGGAGGUGUGGCUAACCUAAGCGGAGUGGUGUGGCAGUGGAAGAAUGGGGUGGUGGAGAGCUCAUAUUGGUCUGCUGUUACAAAGAGGGGGGGGGUUAUUGAGGAGCUGGUUGCUGUAGCCUGCUGUGUUCUGAAACAAUAAAAUGGACUGUCAUUUCAACAA
Messenger RNA from Betta splendens (Siamese fighting fish), 3371 nucleotides. It is a transcript of the gene ctnnb1, whose product is annotated as catenin (cadherin-associated protein), beta 1. Gene Ontology annotation, molecular function: transcription coactivator activity; cadherin binding; alpha-catenin binding. Gene Ontology annotation, biological process: cell adhesion; positive regulation of transcription by RNA polymerase II. Lineage: Eukaryota; Metazoa; Chordata; Actinopteri; Anabantiformes; Osphronemidae. Bases 199 to 2547 code for a protein of 782 amino acids. The record is from RefSeq and is a predicted model, not a curated record. The transcript has 17 exons. Gene Ontology annotation, cellular component: catenin complex; adherens junction.